CGGAAGGGAAAAGACCCCGGAUGUCAACACAGCCCACAGCCGAAUGUGUGGUUUAACGCCAUUAAACGUACUUUUACUGAGAUCAGGGUUUCUAGACUAGGGCAGAACAAUAGGAUCAAUAUGACAAACAUCAGUUUUGGCUGAAAGUCCCCCCCAAGAAUCGUCGACUUCUGAUUUGUGACAUUCCUCGUGAAAGGAGGCGUGAACAUGGGUUUCUCUCUUCAAGUGUUGGCGUUGUGCACACUCUGUGUAACAGCCUGCAGCAGCAUGGAGCUGACCUCCAGCUCUGCUCGCUGUGAAAAAUUUACACGGGUCCUCCAGGGAAGACAAGGGGAGAUCCAGAGCUCUGCCCUCCCUGGCUGGCGACCUCGGCAACUCAACUGCACUUGGGUGAUCAUGGCAUCACUUGGCGAGCCUGUCAUACUCAGUUUCUCGCAGUUUUCGGUGCGAUGUGGGAUGGAAUCACUGUCGUUGACCCCUGUGGGCAGACACCCCAUCUCCAUCUGUGGGUCCCAGCUGCCUCAGCCAAUGGAGCUGUUGGGGAACAUUACUGUGACAUAUAAUUUUAUACCACGUAUUUACUCUAUGUCUGGGUUCCAUCUCUCCUACAUGAGGGCCUCUGGGCCUUGUGCACCGGGUGAGUUUGAGUGUUUCAAUGGCCGCUGCCUGCCCUCUUCUUGGCACUGCAAUGGUCAAAGUGAGUGCCUGGUUGGUGGAUCUGAUGAGCUGGACUGUGGUGAAAUAUAUCCCUGGGGAAUGGGAACGACGACAAUGGGCCGAGACUGGGAAAGUGUAGCUGGCCAGGGUGACUCCCACAGGCUGCCCAACUUUCAUCCUCAACGGAACUUGACCCCUGAGAUUCGUAACACUCCGCUCCCUGUGCCCACCGGCCCCUGCGGAGGGGUCCAGCAAGGCUUCUUUGGAUGGUUCUCACCCCCUCAAUCUUCUAUGCAAUCCCUGUCCUGCGUGUGGACUGUAGACCCAAAGGAUUCGCGGCCCUUGCGCCUAGACCUGCAGAUGCUGGAGCUGGGCCCUGGAGACACCAUAGUUGUCACUGACAGUCCACAGGGCCAAGGGAAUAUCAUCAAAACUAUUACCUGCGCGUCCAAUUACAAGGUAGUGCAGGUGGUGUCCCGGACCGGCCUGCUUUCCCUCACCUAUCGUACUCUGCCUGGGUCGGAAGGGCAGGGCUUCAAUGCCACCUACCGCAUCUCGGGUUACUGCCUUCCAUGGGAGGGCGUGUGUCGUGGGCCAUCAGGUGGAUGCUAUACUUCUGAGCAACGCUGUGAUGGGCGGUGGGACUGUCCUGACUCUGGUUCUGAUGAGGAGGGCUGUGGGGGCUGUCCCAGGGACAAGUUUGCGUGCGGCGGAGCAACAGCGCAGAGGCCGGGUGGGGCCGGUCGCUAUGUGGGUCGGCCUGUCUGCUACCCCCCGAAAGAAAGGUGCAACUACCAGCUGUAUUGUGCCGAUGGCAGUGACGAGAGGGACUGUACUGUUUGCCAGCCUGGAACAUUCCACUGCGAUACAGACAGGUGUGUGUUUGAGAGCUGGCGCUGUGAUGGACAAGUGGAUUGCAAGGAUGGCACCGACGAACUGAACUGCACAGCAACUCUUCCCCGCAAGGUCAUCACCGCCGCAACAGUGGGCAGCCUGGUCUGUGGGCUCUUGCUGGUCAUUGCCAUGGGUUGUACUUGCAAGCUGUACUCCCUGCGCACACGAGAGUACAGCAUGUUUGCCCCAAUCUCCCGCCAAGAAGCAGAGAUCAUUCAGCAGCAGGCCCCUCCCUCUUAUGGCCAGCUCAUCGCACAGGGAGUCAUUCCACCGGUGGAGGACUUCCCAACGGAGAAUCCUAACGAGUCCUCUGCCCUUACUCUCAGGGGGAUCCUCCAGCUUCUCAGACAGGAUGCUGGCCCCUCCCCCCGACGUCGGCGAAGGCCACGAUUUGUUCGAAGGGCCAUUCGCCGCAUGCGGAGGUGGGGCUUAAUCCCCAGGGCUACGCCGAGGUCGACUCAGACUUCAAGUUCUUCAUCCCCACAGCCAGAAGUGGGUCCAGCAAGUUCGGAGGCCUUGCAGUCAAGCCCCGGCAGUCUUUCCAGGGAAGGCGCACAUCAGCUGCUGCCUCAGAAACAAGGCCUCGUUCCUCAGACCGAGCAGUUGCCGCCAGUUCCACCAGCUCUGCCUCCCCCGGACUCAGCCCAACCUCCUCCCGCGAGCAAUCCCUCCACUCCAUUUCUGUGCAGCUCGUCUGUAGCCUCAUUGCUCCAUUCGCUGGGGCUCAAUAUCUCUUUCUUCCGUCUCACGGGCCCCCCGCCUGUGUCUGCGCCGGCCUCUUCCUUCACCUCCUCUUCUGACGAUGAGGUGCUGCUGAUUCCCCUGUCUGAAGAUGUACCUUCAGAUCAGGAUGUGCCCAUGCUCACCUGAGUCUGCUUGCCAUUCCCCUCACCAAAACACCUACCCCCGUCAAUUAAAUUAUGAUUCCAGCAAAGGAGUGCUCCAGGACCUCUCCUGCUGAUUUGGUCCACCUCCAUGGUCCAAGUGCCUUAAUCCAUCUGGGUUGUCUUUUUAUAUAAAGUGUAGAUUAUGAUUUGUGUUACAAGUGUUCAACCUUUCGGGUAACGAGAGAAUGAGGGGUUUAAUUAGGUUUGACCAUGUCUGAAAGUAUGUUUGGUGUUUUUUUUUUUUUUUUUUAAAGAAAAGGAUGUUUGCUUUGCACAGAGAACCUUCCUUAAUCCUGUUUCAUUCCUUCUGUGUAAGGGCUAUUUUUUCCCCAGGGCACAGAUACAUUUUUUUGGAUGAGUGACCUUGAUGUAUUGCUGAGAUUUUUGCCUUAACACACAUGCACACAGCACAGAAACCUUCCAGAAAAAAAACUACACACUUGCAGGCUGUGGCUAAUGGUGACCAUCUAAGAUGUACAAG
Molecule: messenger RNA, 2919 nt
Organism: Scleropages formosus (Asian bonytongue)
Lineage: Eukaryota; Metazoa; Chordata; Actinopteri; Osteoglossiformes; Osteoglossidae
Product: low-density lipoprotein receptor-related protein 10-like
Cellular component (GO): plasma membrane
Molecular function (GO): protein binding; low-density lipoprotein particle receptor activity
Source: RefSeq, a predicted model, not a curated record